Messenger RNA from Pteronotus mesoamericanus, 851 nucleotides. It is a transcript of the gene MTRFR, whose product is annotated as mitochondrial translation release factor in rescue. The record is from RefSeq and is a predicted model, not a curated record. Lineage: Eukaryota; Metazoa; Chordata; Mammalia; Chiroptera; Mormoopidae. Gene Ontology annotation, molecular function: translation release factor activity. Gene Ontology annotation, cellular component: mitochondrion. Bases 15 to 530 code for a protein of 171 amino acids. Gene Ontology annotation, biological process: translational termination. The transcript has 2 exons.
GAGCCCCUCUGCCCAUGAGCGCCCCGGGCCUGUCUCGCCUUCCCGGCCGCCUGAGCAGGGCAGGCCCCGGGCCGUGGGGACGCCGGCUGGCCGCACUGCUGUCCCCAGGGGCGGGCGUCGCUCCAGUCCAGGUGGCCGGCAAGAAGGAUCACCCUGCGCUGCUGCCCCUGGAUGAGGGUGAACUUGAAGAGCAGUUUGUGAAAGGCCAUGGUCCAGGGGGCCAGGCAACCAACAAAACCAGCAACUGCGUGGUGCUGAAGCACGUCCCCUCGGGCCUGGUUGUCAAGUGCCAUCAGACAAGAUCCGUUGAUCAGAACAGAAAGCUGGCACGGAAAAUCCUGCAAGAGAAGGUGGACAUUUUCUACAACGGUGAGAACAGUCUUGCUUACAGAGAAAAACGAGAAGCAGAGAAGAAAAAGCAAGAAAGGAAAAAAAGAGCCAAGGAGACCCUGGAAAAAAAGAAACUACUGAAAGAACUCUGGGAGUCCAGUAAAAGCGCCCCCGGAGAGACGCCGGGAGGCUCCGCCUGAAGAGGGCCUGCAGGCGCCGUCCGGGCAGCGCGGGGCGGCCGCCACCCGCGCGGCCGCAGGGCUUCGAAAGCAGUUAUUUCGACAGAUUGAAAAGAUGUCAAGUUUUUCUAAACGACAGACUGAACUGGGUGAGGUGAGAUACACUCAGAGAAUAAAACCGAAAUAAACACAAGGACGUCGCUACCGGAAAAGGCCCGCGGCCGCUGCGGAGGCGGAAAGGCACCGUCAUGGAGGGGCUGCCAGCGCGGCUGCCAGUUCUCCUUCUUGACCUGGGCAGUAGGGGCAAGGAUGUCACCUCGUUUUUUUAAGCUGUACAUUUGU